UAUAUACAUGAAUAGUUGGAAGAAAUAAAGGAUCCCUGGGAUAAUUGAAAUAUUAUAAUAUAAUAGAUAUAAUGCACAUCGUGCAUAUAACUUUGAUCAAAAUAGUGUUGUGAGGGAACCGGGGGGGGGGGGGGGUAAUCACCUGUAGUCGCAUGAAGAGUGAGUGCGUAUGUCACAUGCCACUGUCACUGCUUGUCCUUGACAUCCUCCUCCUUUUUUCCUAUUGAAAUGAAAAAAGGAAAGAAAUAAAUUAGUGAUAAAAUCGACAUAACAGUAUAUACACGCAGUCUUUAUCAUUGUUAUUAUUUUAAUAUAUAAAACACACGUGAAAUCGCAAGCCAUAAGGCUUCGCUUUCGGCUGUUUGAUGAUUUUGAAGGUAGGAUUGAGUUAGUUGGUACACUUGUUCCAAUAAAUAUAUUCCAGGGGGUACAUACUUGUUUCAAGAAGAUCUGUUUGUAAUUUGAUUUGAAUAAGAAUUCACUUGCUAGUCUGUUAUUGAAAUAUAAAAUCAAAAUAGAUUAAUGCAUUCGUUAUUGUAUCGUAUUUGGUUCAGGUAGGUAUGUUAUGCAGCCAUAUUGCAACACAGUACACCACGAGCUUCCAGAAUUGAGUUGUGCGUUCGAUUAUUAGAGGGAUCAUAAUAAAUUUUGGUGUGCACGUCAUUCUAAUUUUUUUCAAGAAAAUGAAAUAAAUGGUGCACAGGAAAAGAUAGGGUUAGGAAUAGUAAACAAAUGAGAAGGAAUUGGCCGCAAGAUGGCAGCAGUCACGAAUAUUGAUUUUUGUUUUCAGAGGCCGUACUGGCGACGGCGGUCAGCGAACCGUUGAUUGGACAAUAGUUGCAAUACCCCGGCGGUAAAUGCGAACGCCACAUCGUGUAUAAAAAGGCAGAAAAAAAGCGGUGAGGGGUCAUUACACGAAUGCACACUGCUCCGGUCUGAUCUUCAACUCGUUAUCAGCUCAUCUCAUCAGUAAAACAUCAUGUCUGGAAGAGGAAAGAGUGGAAAGGCCCGAACCAAGGCAAAGACUCGCUCAUCCCGUGCUGGUCUUCAGUUCCCAGUGGGACGUGUUCACCGAUUUCUUCGAAAGGGCAGCUAUGCACAGAGGGUAGGCGCUGGGGCACCCGUCUACAUGGCUGCAGUAUUGGAGUACCUGACUGCCGAAAUCUUGGAACUCGCCGGUAAUGCUGCUCGUGACAACAAGAAGUCUAGGAUCAUCCCUCGUCACCUUCAGCUCGCCGUACGCAACGACGAGGAACUGAACAAACUCUUGGGUGGUGUGACAAUCGCACAAGGUGGUGUACUGCCAAACAUCCAAGCCGUGUUGCUUCCAAAGAAGACCGCUAAAUCAAGCUAGUUUGCCUCGCCCGGCGAACCCCCAUUUUCAACGGCCCUUAUCAGGGCCAC
Messenger RNA from Lytechinus variegatus (green sea urchin), 1404 nucleotides. Its product is annotated as histone H2A, embryonic. Lineage: Eukaryota; Metazoa; Echinodermata; Echinoidea; Temnopleuroida; Toxopneustidae. Gene Ontology annotation, molecular function: DNA binding; protein heterodimerization activity; structural constituent of chromatin. Gene Ontology annotation, cellular component: nucleosome. The transcript has a single exon. The record is from RefSeq and is a predicted model, not a curated record. The coding region runs from base 980 to 1354 and encodes 124 amino acids.